AUAGAAAUUUUCCUCAAGUGACGUACCGACGCGACGUGUUGACGUUUUCUGUAAAUUUGCUUCGUUGAUCGACUGGAUAUUUCACUUUUACAUACGUGUCAAGUGAGCUUGUGCGUGUUCGGCUUUACAGCCUUUAAUUUUAAGAAAAUUGACAAAUAUCACUGAUUUUAUACAAAAAUGGCACCGAAACAGAGAAUGCGUAUCGCCAACGAAAUUGCUAGCAAGAACAUCACAAUGAGAGGCAACGUUCCCAAAACAACAAAGGAAAAGGAUGACCAAUAUCCCGUAGCUCCAUGGCUCUUAGCUCUCUUCAUAUUUGUAGUCUGCGGCUCGGCUGUCUUCCAAAUCAUCCAGUCCAUACGAUUGGCCUAAACCCUCUGUGAUCCCAUUCCCGACUGAUAAUUUAGUGACUUAAUAACAUCCAUCGCAUUUUAAAAUGAAAUGAGAAUGUAAAUAUGUUUUAAUUAAAAUGCUACUACCGUUUAUGUGAAAUAUUUUCUAUCUCUCUCAUGUCCAUGUGUAAUGUUUUACCAUCUUCUUCUAGCCAUGGUAUCCAAAAACAUCUUGGCCCCUUGUAAUAUUUAAAUAUUUUGUGUUACAAAGUAUUUAUCUUUUACAAGGUGACUGCGCUUGUUCCUUGUAGCUUUUGUAGUUGUAUUUGUUUAGUCCGAGCGCAGUAAUUAUAAUCUCAAAAAAUGUGUACUAUAUCUUGUAUAGUGUAAAUUUACUUAGGUUAGGUUCACAUUUGGCAAGUCUUAUCUAAAAUAGUAUAAUAAAUACUGUUUCUAUCAACUUAAAUAACUUUUAAAAAAAACCAAAAUAAGUUUUGUGCUAAUAUGAUUGACCGCAAAAAAUUGCCUAGUGUGUUUCUAACCUUUAUAUUAAGAUAACCAAACACUUCGAUGUUAAUGAAAUUAUUAUUCCAUUCCUGAAUUAUUUUAAGACCAAGUUUAUGAAAGACGCACAACAUCGUAACUUCCUGCAAUGAAAUUUUGUUUAAGGGUUUUUUUUUUAAAUAUUAGUGAAUAAUUAUAUUCGAUAUUAUUUUGAUUUUGAGCCACCGUAAUGAAAUUAUAUGUCGGUACUAUUUUAUAAUUUUAAAUGUAAUUUAUUUGUUAAAUAAAAUACAGUAUAUUUGUCGA
Messenger RNA from Melitaea cinxia (Glanville fritillary), 1142 nucleotides. RefSeq names its product stress-associated endoplasmic reticulum protein 2. The record is from RefSeq and is a predicted model, not a curated record. Bases 178 to 372 code for a protein of 64 amino acids. Gene Ontology annotation, biological process: endoplasmic reticulum unfolded protein response. Lineage: Eukaryota; Metazoa; Arthropoda; Insecta; Lepidoptera; Nymphalidae. The transcript is spliced from 3 exons. Gene Ontology annotation, cellular component: endoplasmic reticulum.